UAUAAUCCUAAGUCUACCAUUGUCUUCACCACCUUUAAACACUUGCACCGGUACAGCGAGUCACCAUACUUCAACAGCUUCACAUAGUCUUUUGCAAUCUUACCAAUAAGAUUCCUGGCGGCAUUGAUCUAUCCAAGUGAAAGCUUGUAAUGGUCUUUGUUGUAGAGCACAUGGAGGAGACCUCCGUAGAACGGGUGAAUAUCAUUGAGGCAAAGAAACUCAUCAAUAAUGGUAGAGAGCUUGUCAUGGAAAUUUUGUUAAGUGUACUUCACUUAUUUUGUAGACGGAAAAUUGCAUAUUCUUUGUGCACGACGGUUGGUGUCUGGCGCUGGGUACGGGAGAUGACGGUGAUGGUGAUGGUGAUAGCAAUAGCGAUGGUGGUAGUUGAGGAUGAAAGUAGUGGUAGGAUUUAAGAUUGGAGGAGUGGUAGUGUGGAGUAAAAUUAGAAGUUAGAGUUAGAUUAUAUUAGAGUGUAGUUUGAAAAUUUUAUUUAAUUUUUUAGGAUUUGGAUAAUUUUGUCUGCAAAAGUCUAUUUUUUAUGAGUAUAACUUCAGUUUUCGUCUUUCAUGGGUAGGAAUGUCAGCUUCCGAAUCUUUCAUGGUCAAAAAUGGCUAUUUACUCUUUAAUAAAAUCAUACUCGAAAAUCGGGUAAACUAUUAUUUCCACCAACGAAAGUUCUAAAUGCUGACAAAUCUACCCAUGAAACAACAAAAUUAAAGUUGUACCUAUGAAAGAUGGACUCCGUACGACAAAACUAUCCAAAUCCUAAAAAAACUAUCUAAAAACGGGUUUACACUUAAAAUCGUCCUUGAAAGAUCAUGCGCUCUCCAUUUUCGUCCCCGAAUUAUUUUCGUAAUCAAAUUAGUCCCUGAAUGAAUAAUUUUAAAUCACGUUCGUCCUUCCGUUAACUUCGCGACACUGCCGUUAAAAAUCUGCUGACCUGGAACGUGAGCUAGCAGCCCAUCCGACCAAACGUUGUCGUUUUGCACCUCAAGAGUAUGCAAGUUGUGAAACACCACCGUUUUAAAAGUAGAGAGUGUAACAGUUUGCACUUUGUCUCCUAAACAAGUCCUCAUUUGUUCUUCUUCAUUCUCACCGUGACUCCCUGUUUCUCUGACCUAUAAGCUACCAUCACGAAGACGAAGAAGACCGCGCCGUCAUCCGCAACCAUUAGAGUAGUUGUGGAGCAUUGUUUGUGCGUCAGUUUUGGAGCUUGGUGGGAAUCUUGAAGGCAACGACACAACGUUGUUUCUGUGUUUGACGUGAGAGGCAAAAUUUUUGUAUCUUGUAAAAAAAAAUUGGUAAUACUAUGUAAACUAUUAGUUUUCCCAUUAUAUGAUUGAGUCAUGGUGAAGAAUUUGUUAGUGCAUAGGGUUUAGGGUUUUAUCCUAGGGUUUAGUUUAUGAUAUGGGUAACAAUGGCAAGACUCUGUUUUUGUGGCUUCGAAAAAUAAUACAUGUUGUUUGUGCUAAUGAAGUAAUGGUUACCGAUUUAGUUGUUGUGUUGGUGAUGAGUUAGUGUUAUGCAUAUUCUGUGUUAAUUUUUGAUAUGGUUUGGAGGCAUUGAUAGUCGUAGAUGGCUUGCUACAUUGACUUUUUUUUCUUAAUAUUGUUGUUUGCUAUUAUGUAGAUGGACGGUCUUCCGAUGACAUUCAUAUUUCAUCAUGGUGAAAAUUUUAAAAAUAAUGAGAAAGGAAGUAGAAUUUAUGAACCAGGUAAUACAGAAGUCUUGAUGGGGGUUGAUGGAGAUACUCUUGAUGUGUUUUUUGUUAAAGGAUACUAUAAAGAACUGGGAUAUGGUGGGGGGCAUAUGUUGGUGGAAAGUUCCUUGGUUGUUGCUUGAGAGUGGGCUGAGAAAGUUGGAGACUGAUAAAGAUCUGCUUAAAAUGUGUAAGACUUAUAGAAGGAAUUACAACUUCAUGAACAUAUUCUUUGAGCAUGGAGUUUCAGAGCCACACGUGGUAGAAUACAUGAGUGAGGAUGAUGAAGUGAUUCUGCCAAAGAAUGCCUCUUUGUUGAAGCUGCCCAGCACACAGCCUGCAACCCAAGUUACCAAAAAUACAUUCCAGCCCACAAAGAGCCACUCACAGCCAUCGAAGACUAACCUUCUCCACUCCCCUUCCAAAAAUAUAGCUAAAGCCAGUCCCACCUCUGCUGGACCCAAUCCUCAUCCCAAGAAAAUGGACUAUGUGCAGUCCAAUACAAGGUCCUCCCAGCCCACACAGAAGCCCAUUAACAAGCCCAAUUCUCAGCCCACACAAAAGCCCAAAUCCAAGCCCAAGUUCCAACAAAAAAUUUUCUCUCAACCUGCAAAAUCUUGCACUGAUCCUUUGAAACCUAUUGUUAAACCAAGAAGUGGCCAUCAACCUCCAAAGAAGUCACAUGCUCAAAAUAAGAACAAAGACCCUCUGCAAUUCGUAAGGUCUGGUCGACCUGUUAAACCACCCCAAUUCAAGAUGAUAGUGACUCUCAUGACUCAUAUGAGAGUACUGAGGACAGUCUGUAUAAAUCCACUAAAAUCUUGGGAGAUCUCAGUGACACUAACAGUGGCAAUGAUGACUUCAACAGUAGAGGGCCAAGGAAAACUGGCUGUGACUCAUGGCACUCGGAAGAUAUGGAUAAGGUGUUGGACUUUGAUGAAAAGGAAGCUACUGUAUAUCCACCAUACAAUGAAAAGGCAAAGUUUGAAAACCUCAAACUUGAGGGAUUAAUCCCAGCCAUGCAGGAAGUAAUGCCAAGAGUUCACCAUCAAUUUUGCGUGUGGCAUCUCUGGAGGAAUUUCUCAAAGCAGUGGGGGAGUAUACAACUGAAGGAGUUGGUGUGAGAAUGUGCUAGAUCAAGGACUAUGAGUGACUUUGAUAGAAACAUGAAGAGAGUCAAAGUGAUAAACGAAAGGGCAUGGGCUGAUUUGGAUAAGUGGCCGAAGAAAGCAUGGACUAAAGCUCAUUUUUAUGAGGGACUAAAAAUGGACACUAUUUGUAUAAUGCUUGUGAGUUGUUUAAUGCAAGGACAAAGCAUGAUAGGGCGAAGCCUAUCCUCACCUUGGCAGAGGAAGUUAGGAGGAUCAUAAUGAAGACCAUGAUCGACAAUAGGCAAAAACUGGCAAACUACUAGGGAAUUCUGCCUCUAAUGCAACAAAACAGGCUUGAGGCAAUGACAAAGCUUUCUCAGCAUUGGUCCCUACAAUGGAGUGGUGAUCAGAAUGAGGACUUAUACGAGGUUCAAGGCUGGCCAAGUACAAUGGUUGUUGACUUAGGAAAGCGUACUUGCACAUGUAGAUUCUAGCAACUGACAGGUAUCUUUUCUCAAUCUUUAUGUAAAUGUACUAUAUUAAUAAUGCAAAUUGGUCUAAAAAUACAACUGCAUGCACAAGUAUGCCUUAUAUGCAUGCCAUAUCAUAUAUACAAGAUAAGAAUGAUAAGAGGGUUGAGGAUUACUGCCAUAAGUGAUUAACCAUGGAAUCAUACUGAAAAACAUAUGCUUUCCAUUUAAUCCCAAUUAAUCCCAAACCAGGUAGACCCACAAAGAGCAGAAGAAAAGAUAAAGAUAAAGGAGGCUCUGGUUCCAACACAAGGAUGAAGAGAAAAUAUAACCCCAUCCGAUGCAUAUUUUAUGGUGGGUUUGGACAGAACAAGAGAACAUGCAAAUUGAAGAAAGAAGCUGAUGCUGAAGAAGAAGCAAGUUUAAUGCAACUGCAACUUGCAGUUUUGAUCCUAACACAGAUGCUCCAAAUGAACUCCCAAAUGAUGCUGCUCAUGUUGCCCCAGUUAACCCUGUUCCAGUUUUUGUUUCUCCACCACCAUUAUGAUCGACAGCAGCCUCACAGAUAGUCCUGAACCAACCGAAAGGAAUCCCAACAACCCAAGAAAAACAACCGUCACCACCCACUCAAGCUGUAUCGGUUUGAUUAAUUAAUUUAUUUUCAUUUUCAUAUACUUGAAUUUGUGGUUGUCUAUUCAUAUAUUUACUUCAUAUGUCAUGCAGGUUAAGGUGAGAGGAAGACCACCCAAGCUUCAUGUUUCCAAGGGAAAAGGAAAAAGGGCUAUCUCUCCCCAACCUGCUACAACAGCUGUAAUAAUUUCAAUUUUUGCUAGAAUAAUCAAAGGAUCUAGUGCCGUGACAACUAAGAAGCUUGCAAGUCUCAUGACCUUUGUACCGACUCCGGGGUUCAAACGGCCAAGGAAGAAAGAUAACACUAUCUGAAGACCAUCAUCAGAACAUAUGCUUUUUUUUUUGUAUAAGGCUAUAGAUUAGGAAAGAUAUCAUGGUGUAAAACACUAUCAAAUCUCACUGUUUUGUAAGGCCUUUAUUUUGAAUGUAUGUUUUGCCUUGGUAUGCAGUGUUUCUGAGAAAUCACUUUUAGUUUUAGGAACUUUACUAUCUUUUGUGGUGACAAACACAAUG
This is a messenger RNA of Arachis duranensis, 4403 nucleotides long. RefSeq lists its product as uncharacterized. The transcript has 2 exons. NCBI's taxonomy places the organism in Eukaryota, Viridiplantae, Streptophyta, Magnoliopsida, Fabales, Fabaceae. The record is from RefSeq and is a predicted model, not a curated record. Bases 1742 to 2710 code for a protein of 322 amino acids.